GGUGGCAUUCAAACUUUGAGUAGCAGAGCAACAACAGCACAAACGAAACCAGGAGCUGACUUUUAGAGUUCCUCGCAGACAUUUUUGAAGGAUUUCCUCACUCAAGGGUACAUUUUCUCCUUCGUUUGGAUCUUCCUACUUGUUUGUUUGGAAAAGAUGAUGUUUACCGCUUUCAACACGGAGUGCGAUUCCUCCUCCCGCUGCAGCACCGCUUCUCCGUCCGGUGACAACCUGGCAUAUCCAUCGCCAGCGGGAUCUUACUCCAGCAUGGGGUCUCCCCACUCUCAGGAUUACACUGACCUGACAGCAUCAAGUGCCUCCUUCAUCCCCACCGUCACAGCCAUUUCAACAAGCCCAGACUUGCAGUGGAUGGUGCAGCCUUUGAUCUCCUCAGUGGCCCCCUCUCAUAGAGCUCACCCCUACACCCCCAGCCCCGCCUACUCCAGACCAGGCAUGAGGUCUGCAGCCUCCAAGGCUCACAACUCUCUGAAGAGGGGCAGAAUGGACCAGCCCGCAUCCGAGGAGGAAGAAAAGAAGAGAGUUCGCAGAGAGAGAAACAAGCAGGCAGCAGCUAAAUGCCGCAACAGGAGGCGAGAGCUUACAGACACUCUGCAAGCUGAAACUGAUGUGCUGGAGGAUGAGAAGUCCAGCCUGCAGAAUGAUAUUGCCAAUCUCCUGAAGGAGAAGGAGAGGCUUGAGUUUAUUCUGGCUGCACACCAGCCCAUCUGCAAAAUCCCCUCAGAGCUAGACACUGAGUUCUCCAUCACUACCAUUUCUCCUGCCCACCCUUAUCUCUCCACCAAGGUGUCCCCCCAGCCUCAGACCACCAUCCCAAUUGCAUCCAUCCAUUCUAGCCAGCCUACCUUCACCUCACCCUCCAACUCCAUCUUCUCUAGCAGCAGCUCCGUCCUGUCCACCGCCACUGUCUCAAGCAGCUCAGUCAAGAUGUCAGAUCUGGAGUCCUCAGUCCUCGAGGAGUCUCUGGAUCUGCUGGCAAAGACAGAGAUGGAGACGGCACGCUCAGUGCCAGAGGUCGACCUGUCCAACUCCGUCUACACAACUCAGGACUGGGAGCCACUUCAUGCCACAACCAAUACCAAUGACUUUGAGCCCUUGUGCACGCCUGUGGUGACCUGCACACCUGCUGGCACUACCUUCACGUCUUCAUUUGUGUUUACCUUCCCAGAGGCUGAGACCUUCCCCACCUGUGGCAUCGCCCACAGGAGAGGAAGUAACAGCAAUGACCAGUCCUCUGACUCCCUCAGCUCACCAACCCUGCUGGCCCUUUAAAGACUCUUCCAGAAACAAUCAAUCUUCCUAUCAAGCACAUUUUUCUUCAUGUAUGAGACAGAUGUGCAGAUCACAGGGCUAUGGAAAGGACUUAAACCAAUUAUUUUAUUUGCCUAUCUAUACUUGCAUAUGACACCAAUGUAGCAAGUUAAAAAGCAUGUUUCAAGUAAUACCACCUUGUAGUUUUAUGAGUUCAUAUAUGAUUUCUGGUGCUAGAUAAAAAAAAAAAAAAAGUUGUAGUGUUGAUGUGUUUUCAGAGCAAUAGUUAAUAUUGAUCCAGUUUGUUUUUCUGGUUGAUGGAAUGUGAGAGUAAUUGUGAACUUUUGUGAAACUUAAAACUGACGUGCUUUGUCUUUACCAUGGUCUGAGUGGUCUAUCUUUUAGUAUGAAGUUUUCUGUGAAAACAUCAGUGGUUUUAAUUUAUGAAAUUUCAAUUUAUUUUUUUACAAAAAGAGUUAACUAUGAUUGCUGUUUGUAUGAUAUGUAAAUAAAAGAUAGUGAUAUUUCAA
Notolabrus celidotus (New Zealand spotty) is the source of this 1799-nucleotide messenger RNA. RefSeq names its product v-fos FBJ murine osteosarcoma viral oncogene homolog Ab (gene fosab). Gene Ontology annotation, biological process: regulation of transcription by RNA polymerase II. Gene Ontology annotation, molecular function: RNA polymerase II cis-regulatory region sequence-specific DNA binding; DNA-binding transcription factor activity, RNA polymerase II-specific. Gene Ontology annotation, cellular component: nucleus. The coding region runs from base 157 to 1290 and encodes 377 amino acids. The record is from RefSeq and is a predicted model, not a curated record. The transcript has 4 exons. Lineage: Eukaryota; Metazoa; Chordata; Actinopteri; Labriformes; Labridae.